Nannospalax galili (Upper Galilee mountains blind mole rat) is the source of this 630-nucleotide messenger RNA. RefSeq names its product S100 calcium binding protein A13 (gene S100a13). Gene Ontology annotation, cellular component: perinuclear region of cytoplasm. The record is from RefSeq and is a predicted model, not a curated record. Bases 227 to 523 code for a protein of 98 amino acids. Gene Ontology annotation, biological process: positive regulation of cell population proliferation; positive regulation of canonical NF-kappaB signal transduction. Gene Ontology annotation, molecular function: RAGE receptor binding. NCBI's taxonomy places the organism in Eukaryota, Metazoa, Chordata, Mammalia, Rodentia, Spalacidae. The transcript is spliced from 3 exons.
CUUGACACUUGGGGCUUGGGAGUGGCUCUCUCUUCCCUCACGCUUAUAAACUUCAGCCCAGAGGCUCCAGGUUGCUGCACCCCAUCUCCUUGCCUGGUCAUCUGUUUGAGGAGGCCAAACCAGGCAAGGGACACUUCCUUCCUGGACCCUUGGAUCUCUGACUCUGGUCUGUUUCUUCCCUGUCAGGUCAGUCUGCGAGGACAUCAGCUCCUGCCUCAGGGUACUAAUGGCUGAGGAACAGCUGACUGAGCUGGAGGCAGCUAUUGAGACGGUAGUCACUACUUUCUUCACCUUUGCAGGGCAGGAAGGCCGGAAGGGCAGCCUCAGUAUCAAUGAAUUUAAGGAUCUGGCCACCCAGCAGUUGCCUCAUCUGCUCAAGGACGUGGGCUCUCUAGAUGAGAAGAUGAAGAGCUUGGAUGUGAAUCAGGACUCAGAGCUCAAGUUCAAUGAGUAUUGGAGACUGAUUGGGGAACUGGCCAAGGAAAUAAGGAAGGAGAAGGCCGUGGAAAUCCGGAAGAAGUAAAGCCUGCUGGUCAGGAUGGGGGCAGGCAAGCCGGGCUGGGCAGGGCCAGGCACAACUCCACUCCCCAAAUAAAACUUCUUUCUUGAAAUACAGAUGUUUAUUAUUCA